CACUGGAGAGCAGAGCAGCAGGUCCAUCUCAGAUGACGUCUCACCAGCGGGAUGUCCUGAACUGCCCCCCUCGCCCCUCUACGUCUGUCUCCGCCUCUGCUCCAGUUACUACCACGUGGGGCUCUGCACAUCCACGGCGGGACGAGAAGUGGCUCUGGAACGCUGAAUUUAACUGGGGAGAAGGCUUUCCCACACCGACAGGCAGAGGGCGGCGAGGGCGAGCUUGCCGGGCCACCCUCCAGGGCUUUCUGCAGACCCGGGGAGGGGCGGCGCAUGGGCGUGGGCGUGGGGCGCACCCCGGCCCUCCCCAGCCGUAUCUGCAGGCGCGCACCCCGCGCGCCCCUAUUUCGGGGCAAACUCUCCGCUCCUAGCGCGCAGGACAGAGUUGAAAGCCGACCGCCCCGGAGUGGGAGGAGAAGAGCAGACACCGGAACGGGAACCCUGAGCGGAAUCCUGCGCCCGGGUCGCAGGGAGGAAGAAUCCACUGGCCCAGCCCCAUCCAAAUCAACGGGGCUAAACAGACACGCCCUGUGGUCCCCAGCGACAGACACGGCCCCGGCGACGCUACGACCACACCGCAGCCGCCAAGCCCCUCCUUUCGAGCAGCUCCCGGCCGCCGCUGCCAGCGGCCGAGGCGCACCCAUGGAGCUGGGCAUGGAGGGCGCGGCGGGCGACCCGUACCGGCGGCCGGCGAGGCGCACGCAGUGGCUGCUGAGCGCCCUCGCGCACCACUACGGGCUGGACCGCGGCGUGGAGAACGAGAUCGUGGUGCUGGCCACGGGCCUGGACCAGUACCUGCAGGAGGUUUUCCACCACCUGGACUGCCGCGGCGCCGGCCGCCUGCCCCGCGCCGACUUCCGAGCGCUCUGCGCCGUGCUGGGACUGCGCGCCGAGGGCGCCGCCGCCGGGGAUGGCGCCGAGGGAGACGCGAGAGGGGGGGAUGUCGCCGCCGACAGGGACUCGAACUCUGGGGUUGUGGUUGCCGACGGGGACACGGAUGCCGAGGAGGAGGCGCGCCUGGCGUUGCGCGCCGAGCCCCCAGAGCUCACCUUCCGCCAGUUCCACGCGCGCCUCUGCGGCUACUUUGGCACCCGCGAGGGGCCCCGGCUGCCCCGCGGCGCGCUCAGCGAGCACAUCGAGACGCAGAUCCGCCUGCGCCGCCCGCGCCGCCGCCGCCGCCGCCCUCCCCGCGCGCCCGGCCCCGACGGCGGCCCGGACGGCAGCGGCCCGGACGGCGAGCGCGUGGCGCGCCUGGAGGAGGAGAACGGCAGCCUGCGCGAGCUGGUGGAGGACCUGCGCGCCGCGCUGCAGAGCAGUGACGCGCGCUGCCUCGCGCUGCAGGUCGGCCUCUGGAAGAGCCAGGCGGGCGCCCCGGAGGCGGCGGCGCGGGAGCUGCGGCGGGCGCAGGGUGCGCUGGCGGCUGCAGAGGCGCGCGCGGGGUGGCUGCGGCGCUGCCAUGCCGAGGUGCGGCGACGCGCGGAGGAGGCCCGGCUGGCGGUGCUGCGCAGCCUGCGGCGCGUGCGCGAGCUAGAGGCCCUGGCUCGGCAGGUGCCCGGCCUGCAGCGCUGGGGGAGGAGGCUGGAGACAGAGCUGCGGCGCUACAGGGCAGAGGGGGUCCACGUCCCAAGCCCUCCACGAGCUAGCCUGGAGCCAGGAGACAAGAUUGACGAGCCUGAGGACACUGGGCCCCGAGACCCAGAUGCUACUCCAGAGGGAGCCUGGCAGUCAGAUGGCAGCUGGGGGAGCAGAGCCCUGGAUGAAGAGGACGAGCAGCUAUUCCGCUCUGUGGAGGGCCAGGCUGCCUCUGACAAAGAGGAGGAAGAGGAGGAGAAGUGGCGGGAGGUGGAGAGGCCGGCAGCCCAGGCUGAGGCACGGCCCUUGGGCUGCGGGAGCAGGUGUGACGACCAGACGGCAAGAAAGCUGCUGAUGUACUUGGGCCGCUGUGGUGAUGCUGAGCACACCUGCACCCCCGGAGAGCUGGAAGCCCACGUCGCCAGGCUGCUGGAGCAUCUGGACAUCCAGGGCUGCGAUGGGAAGAGCCUGGGACCAUGCGCGGAGGAGGCAGAGCUGCAGCAGAAGGUGGCCGAGAACGAGCACCUGCGGCUGGAGCUGCAGAUGGUGGAGACGGAGCGGGUGCGGCUGUCACUACUGGAGGAGAAGCUGGUGGAUGUCCUGCAGCUCCUGCAGAGGCUCCGAGACCUGAACAUAUCGAAGAGAGCCCUGGGGAAGAUUUUGCUGAGCACACUGGAUGCUUUCGGGGACCCCACACAGGAGGGGAGAUUGGGCCCCCUGGCCAUCCUGGACGCCCUGCACCAAGCCUUGGCUGGCUGUGAGCUCCUGCAGACAACUCCUUUGGGGCCCGGCUGCACAGCGCCUGCACUCGCCAACCCGCUCCUCAUCUCCUGCUGAGGUUGCUGAUCCAGCCCAGCAGCCAUGAGACCAGCCCAACCACCAUGGGGCAGUGGCAGUCUCCAGAUCAUUCUGGUCACUGUCAGAUUGCUCUCCCCAGCCAGCCUGACCUCCACCAUCAGAACACCCAGACUGGCCUCUGGCAGCUUCCCCUCCUUGAACUCCUAUGGCCCCCACUUCCUACCACCAGGGUACAUUAGAGCCCUGCUGUUGCUGGAUCAGCCUGCACCUGAUGCUGCCUCCCUGGCCUCGGAGCAGAAGGAGCACUUUCCCGCCUAAUGGCCUGCCCGCCCCCCUCACACACACACAUUGCUGCAAGGGAUCCUGGGGCCGACCUUCAGGACACACCUGGUCCAUUGGAAACUCCUGCCCCAGGAAAUGCUGAUGACUAGGAGGGGCUGGGGGACUCCAAAGAAGGAGCCAUCCCUGCAGGCUUCCUCAUGGGAGCUGGUGCUGAAUUCAUUCUAGAAAACAGGUAGGUUUUGGAUGGCAAAGGCGGAAAGGGCAUUGUGGAAGUAGCAAGAGCAAAGGUGUGUGAGCAGGGACCCCAUUAAUACAGUACCCGGAGCCCCCCUUCCGACACACACUAGGUACUGGUGGGACCCUUGUGGGGUCACAGGAAGAUUAAGACAAGGUGCCUGGUCUCACCUAGCUUGAGCUCAUGUAGGAAAGAAAGGCACAUUAGCUACAGGUACACUGUGGGUGAAAUCAGUGCCAAAUCGAGGCAAAAUAAAGAAUUAUGAGAACUCAACCAAGAGGGGUUUAUGUGAGGCAUGGAGGGAAAAAUGUAGGGCACAGGGGUGGUGGCAGGGAUGGAGGGCAUCUGGUCUACUCGGUCUGGGCUGGCAGGAAGGGCCAAGGGCCAGGCAUGGGGCCUUCAUGGCCGACCAGGAUCUAAGACUUGAUCCCACAGGCAAUAGGGAGCCAUAGGAGGGUUCGAAGCUGCAGGUGAGGAUGGACUAGAGGCAGGGAGAGAAGUGAAAAAGGGGCAGCAGAGGACUGUGGGAAUGAGAGAGAGCCACCAGGGUCUCGAGCCAGAGUCCCAGGGACUGGGUGGUGGGGAGGAGCCAAAGGGCAGCCGUGGAGAGACCUUGAGAGCACCAGGCAUUGCUGGGCAGGAGCAGCACAGGAGAGGGGAGGGAGGGGCUCGAAGGUCCUGUGUUUGGCCCUGGCCUCAGGCCCCGCCCGUUGGACACCACAGGAGGCACCAGAGAGCAGCUGCGAACUCCUAAUAAAGGAAACCAAGACCACCCCAUUUUCAGAUAGUUCCCUUGGAAAUGGAAUAAAAGGGAGCCCAGCCAGGGGCCAGCACAGAGGGGCCACCUCUGGUGCAGAUGGACAGGGUCUCUCUAUUUGGGAGGGUCCAACAGGCCCCACUCCCCCAGCUGUGCUGCACGCGUAAGCCCCAUGUGGGGCCCUGCUCAGUCAGAAGGCCAUGCUUGUGCUCACGCUUGUGGCUCCAGGCUCCUACAUGUAGGCAGGUGUGUGAGGUAAAACCUAUAGGGUGAUCCAAGCAGAGGGGAACUCACAUUUCCAUGGGUUCACCUCCAAGAACUCCAUUAUGUUCUCAUCUGGAAGACUAAAGAAAAAGUCCUGGCCUCUGGCAGGCAGACAGCAGGAAAUGAAGCCAGUUUGAAAAACACCAGAACAUUCUGUUUUUUUCAUUUGCAAUCCUGGGGACCAAACUCAGGGCCUGAUGGGUACUGAUGAAGCUCCCUACCACUGAGCUACACCCCAGCUCCAUUCUGGAAUUUGAGACCUAUUCUCCAGAGGUACUAUUUUACCAGAGCCUAACCUGGAGCAGUUUUAGUAGAGCCUAACCAACCCGAGGGAAAAGGAAUAUUUAUGUCUAGGUCCCUUGACCCAUCCUGUCCCACUGGAGAGUGAGAAAACUGUAGAUGUUCACAGCCCCGGGCACAGUCUCACUGAGAGACUAAGGACUAAUCAGAGCACUAUAUUUUAUCAAUUGGUGUUUUGUUGUUGUUGAUGAUGAUGAUGAGGUGGGGUCUUGCUAUUUUGCCCACUGGUCUCAAGCAGUCCUCCUGCCUCAGCUUCCUAAGUAGUAAAGACUAUAGGUGUGAACCACAGUGCCCAGCUAAUUAUAGUACUAGAGAACACUUCCCUUUCUGCUCAGAAUGUCCCUUACCACCUAUGACUGAAGGCUUAUUUACUGGUGUUUCUUUUACUCAGUAUAUCAUGUCUGUCUGUCAGAAAACUACAAGACAUACUAAAAGGCAAGAGGCACAGUUUAAAGAAGCAGAGCAAACAUCAGAACCAGACCCAGCUAUAGUAGAGAUUCUGGAAUUAUCAGAGUGGGAAUUUAAAACCACUAUGAUGAAUAGGGAAGGGCUCUAGUGAGAAAAGCAGACAGCAUGCAAGAACAGAUGGACAAUAUAAACAGAGAGAUGGCUGUUCUAAGAAAAAACCAAAAAGAAAUGCUAGAAGACAAAACCACAGUCACAGAAGUGAAGAAUGCAUCUGAUGGGCUCAUUAGUAGACUGGACACAGUGAGGAAAGAAUAUCUGAGCUUGAGGCUGUGUCACUAGAAAGUUCCAAAACUGAAGAGCAAAGUGGAAAAAGACCAAGGUGGAGUGGGUGGGUGGGCAGAAUAUCUAAGAACGGGGGGGGGGGGACUACAAAUAUGUUACUUAAUAUGUGAUAGGAACAUCAGAAAGGGAAGAAAAAGAGAAAGAAAUAUAAGCAAUAUUUAAGGCAAUAAGAACCUAGAAUUCUUCCCAAAUGUCAGACACCAAACCGCAGAUGCAGGAAGCUCAGAAAACACAAGCAAAAUAAAUAAAUAAAUUUAAAAAGUACACCUUGGCAUAUUCCAGCUCCAAAAAAAAAAAUAAAAAUCAAAGAUUGGGCCAGGGAUUUAGCUCAGUGGUUCCGGCAUCUGCCUUGCAAGAGCAAGGUCCUGAGUUCGAUCCCUGGUACCAAAAAUUAAAAAAUAAAAAAAUCAAAGAGUAAAAAAAAAUCUUGAAAGAAUCCACAGGAAAAAUAGCAUCUUACCUAACAGGAACAAAGGUAAGAAUUACACCUGACUUUUCAAAAAAUCAUGCACGAUGCAAGCAAGAUGAGUAGAGUGGAAUAUUUAAAGUGGGGAUGACGAAGGAAAAAAGCCUCAAAUUCAUUGUAUCUUUCAAAACUUUAAGGGGAAAUAAAGACUUGUUCAAUAAACAGAAAUUUAGAGACUAGUUCCAGGAUACCUGGCUUUGGAGAAAUGUUAAAGGAAGUUUUUCUGAGAGAAGGAAAAUUAUACAGGCCAAACUUGGAUCUAUUCAAAGAAGGAAGAGCACUAGAGGAGAUAUUUUAGUUGCUUUGCCAUUGUGGGUCCUCAAUUGUAGGAAGAAAGGUUCAGUCAUUCAUUCACUUUGAGACAGGGUCUCACUGUGUAGAUCAGGCUGGUCUGGAACUCACUAUGUAGCCCAGUCUGGCCUCAAAAUAGUAGCAGUCCUCCUGCCUCAACCUCCCAGGUGUUGGGAUUAUUGGCAUUUGCCAACACACCUGGCCAAAGAGGUUUACUUUGGCCCACAGUUUUGAGAUAGAAGAAACCACCAGACUCCUGCUGACAUCCAGGAGGGGUGUGUUCUGACAGCUGUCACCUCACUCCCUCUGAGGCCUGAGGGUGGACCGGGGUGUCUUCUGUCUCCCUGAAGUUACUUCAAGGCCAUCCUCUGGGUUGUGUAGACAGGUGGCUUGUCUCAUCUGAAAGCCCCAGCACCCCUCCCCAGCACCCAUGCUCUAAGGAGCUACUAGGAAUCAACCUUGGCAAGAUUAAGAUUGAGGUGGAACUGAGUCCCUAAAUCCUUAAACCCCAGUGGGCCCUGACCAACACAGCCAACCCUCCUGGAGACUCCUGGAAACCAGUGGCAGUCACAAUUUCAACUUCACCCUUUUCUCAGGGAAGUAGCAGCAAUUAAGCAACCACUUCUGCUAUUCCACGAAACUGUUGCCAUGACAUCUGGGUUGUCCUGGACCCCCUGCAUCCACUCUAAAUGUCUGCCACAACUACAGCAGGUUUAAAUUUGGGCCAAUCGCAGAUGACAGUGUGGCAGAUUGAAUUUGGACCAUUCACAGGGCUGGGAAAUGUACAAAACUGCACACAUGCACAGGCUGCUGCUGCUCUAUAUUAGCAGUCUUCCCCUCACACUCCUCAGGUUAGUGUAGCAGGCUCCCUCCAGUGUACUGACCAAGCCAUAGUACAGCACAGGCCCUGUCUAAAGCUUUGUCCCGGUGUUCCUGGAAAAAUCUGCUUGAAAUUCUUAUCCUGGGGAAAGUGGAUACAGCAUGUCAUUUUAAGAAGAGCUAUAAACACUAGGGGCUGCUGGCCUGAAGAGUUCCAAAGACUGACAGCAUUAACCAGUGGCAGCAACUGGCAGAGACCAGCAGCAAAAAGAGACAGACCUGCAGAGAGCCCCAGAGACAGUGGAAGCGGCUGGAGGAGCUCUAGAUAGCUGGCAAGGGGACCACAAACCUUGGCUUCUGAGGAGCUGAUAGGGUGGCUAAAAAAUCUGCUAAGAGCUGUAAUACUAGGGGCUGGGGGCUCCUGACACUCAGGGCCUGGAGCUAUAAUAUUCAGGAUUAAGAGCCAUUGGGACUCAAAGCCAGGAGCCACUGGUGGCACUGUAGUUUGCUAAUUUGUGAUUGUCAUCCAAAUUGAGCAAAAGAACCUUCUACUGAUUGGCAGCAGUUUCAGAGGGGUUCGGUCCAAGGUAGAAAUAGCAUGUGGAAGGGUCUGGUAGAGGAAAACUGCUCUCUCCAUGGCAUCCAGGAAGCAGGAAGAGAAGGGAGGAGAGAGGAACAAGAAUCCACCCUUUCAGGUCAGCCUCCCCCAGUGACCUUCAACUAGGCCCCGCCUCCUCACGGCACCAUCAGUGCAUGAAUCCACUGCUGAGUGUAACAUUCCCCAUCCAGUCACGUUCCAAAAGCUCCACCUCUGAAAACAAGACUUUUAUGUGAAAUUUUAAAUGUAACCCAUAAAAGAAGGAAUAACUGAAGAUAAAAUGAAAACUUUUAUUUUUCUUAUUCUUUCUUGGUCUAACAUAACAGUUUGUUCAAAAUAAUAGCAAUAAUAGAUGCAAUGGUUAUAUUUUAUAUAAGUGAAAUGAAUGACAGCAAUGACAUGGGGAUGAGAGAAGAAGUUAGGGAUAUUUUGUUAUUAUAAGGUACUUAAACUAGUCAUGAAGUAGUAUAGUGUUAUUUGAAAAUGGACUUGGGUUCAAAAUUUAUACUGUAAACUCUACAGCAACCAUUAAAAGAGAAAAAAAUGUAGUAGUAGAGUGGUGAUAGUAUAAUUGAUAAACCAGAAAAGCAGAGAACAUGGAAUUAUAUAAAAUAUUCAAUUAAAACCACAAAAGCACUUGAAGGGUGAGCCAGGAAGAUCACAAGUUCAAGACCAGCCAAGAUUAUUUAGUGAGAUGCUGCUUUCUUAAAAUAAAUUAAUAGCAAAUAACCACAAAAAGCAUGACAGGAACAAAAACAAGUGCAAUGAGUAGAAAACAGUAACAAACAGCGUAGAUAUUAACUCAAUUAUAUCAAUAUCACCUCAAAUAUUAAUGGUUUAAUUUUACCAGCUUGAAGACAGGUAUUGUCAUGGUGGAGUAAAAUAACCAUAAAUUAUGUAUUACCUGUAAGAAAUACAUCUUAGAUAUA
Heterocephalus glaber (naked mole-rat) is the source of this 8061-nucleotide messenger RNA. It is a transcript of the gene Efcc1, whose product is annotated as EF-hand and coiled-coil domain containing 1. NCBI's taxonomy places the organism in Eukaryota, Metazoa, Chordata, Mammalia, Rodentia, Bathyergidae. The record is from RefSeq and is a predicted model, not a curated record. Gene Ontology annotation, molecular function: calcium ion binding.